AUGAAUCCUGAACAGCCACGCAGAGCGGCGACUGUGCCUCUGCCCGUUCCUCAAACUCAUCAAAAUCCGCCGCCAGCUCCGCCCCUACCCCCGCAACAGCGAGCUCGCAAUGCUUUGAACAGGUUUCUAGGUUUUCCUGCCAGAGCUGCCGAUGCAGAUGGUGAAGGACGCGAUGGUUCUGGUACAGGGCUGAAGGACGUCCAGAGACUUCCCAGUUUGUCUGCGUACAACGCCAGCGCCAGCCACAAGACUGGGCUAGAAAUUAAUUCUUUGUCCAUCAACGAUGAAGGCAGUCAUGCUAUUCUUGCUGGGCGAGAUAUUCUCAAAACAAUCCGUGUUGAUGAGGGAAGCUGUACCGAAGACAUCAACAUUCGAGCUGCUAUUCGCAACUACAGUGCCCAUACCUCUGGAAGAUCAAAGGACAACAUCAACAUAUCAGAUGUAGCUUGGGGAAAGGGCAAUUUUGGCAACUACAUCGCCGCUGCGAAUGCCAACGGACCCAUCACGUUAUACGACCUCAAUCAUCCUGGUAUCGAGGUUGCGCAACUUAAAGAACACCGCCGGCAGAUUCACAGAGUCACAUUCAACCCACAUGCUGGCCAGCAUUUCCUUUCUGCCAGUCAAGAUGGAACUGUUCGCCUUUGGGAUCUUCGCGAUGUGAGGAGAGACGCCAACACCUUUCCAAGCAGAUUCACUACCAGUGGCCAGAACGAGGGCGUUCGAGACGUUAAGUGGUCUCCAACCGAUAUCUUCGAAUUAGCCAUGUGUACGGAUGGUGGCUUUGUUCAAAGAUGGGAUACUCGAAAGCUCAAAAGCCCUUUGACCCGUAUCGCAGCUCACACGGGUCCUUGUGCGACUAUUGACUGGCAUCCUGAUGGUAAACAUUUACUUAGCGCUAGUUCGGACAAGACGGUCAAAGUAUGGAACAUCUCAGCCGAAGGCAGAAGACACAAGGCUGUUUACGAGAUCAAGACGCCACAUCCCUUGCGUCAUACUAGAUGGAGACCAUCCUGUCAGUCAUCGUGGCCAACAGGUCGAGGCUCGCGGCAGUGUACCCAAAUCGUUACAUCCUACGAGCGUGACCAUCCCAUCGUGCAUAUCUGGGACUUCCGCAGACCAUGGCUACCCUUCCGAGAGAUGGAAGGCUACCAGACUGCACCAACAGAUCUUNUGUGGCACUCACAAGAUUUGUUGUGGACAGUUAACAGGGAGGGUAUGUUUCUUCAGCAUGAUAUCAAAUAUGCUAAANAGGUUAUGGACAAACGCAACAUGCAAGCCUUCGCUAUCUCUCCACUUGGGGAGUUUAGUUUGGCAACACAGAAGAGAGCGACUCGUCUCAGACCGGGUCUCAAUCGUGACGACAGCGAAGCGUUCAUUCGUUACCGACGAGAUGGCCUGUCGCCUUCUGAGACGAUUGGACAAGGAAAAACUUCCAGUCGAGGGUCACAUGAUGACACCAUUGACGACACUUUCCUGAGCAGCUCGUAUGGCAAGCGGCAUACAAGAUCUCCUAGUGCCAGACUUGGAAAAACGUCUAACGGAUCACCACCAGCAUACGAUGUGAGCUCUACUCGUACUGUCAGUCUCGAAGAUGUUCUGAAAGCAGGCCGAGCAUACAAGCCAGGCCAAUCCGCUGCUCGUGGUCGCCUACCUGGAAGCCCGAACCUGCUACUCAUCCAAUACUUUGCCAAGCAAUACACAACACGAGUCCUUCCUGAACCUCCCUCGGUCGAUGCAUUUUUGGGAGUACGCGAGGUCUUCGAGCGCAACGCAACUCAUGCUCAGAAGGCAUCCCUGUAUCGCUUGGCUCAGUCAUGGAGGAUGAUGGGUCAAGCGGUCAUGACAGAAUUGUUAACCAGAGCGAAUCACCACCGCGGAUUGAGAGUGAAGAAUGAAUCUGGUCCUCGCAAAAGCUUGCUAGACGAAUCGCCCUUUGCCAGAAGGACAAGGAGGUGGCUUGGAUCAACAGAACGCAGGCUGAGCUCAAAACCUGGUACACCAUUGAGUCGGCCACUCAGGACGAUGGAAUCACUCUCCACCGUUCAGCCCGAUAGUACCUCAAACGUUCCUACACCAAUUGCACGACCUGUAAAAGAUCGUCCUGAGUUGGAACGAGCUCCACUCAAGGAGAUUGACACAGACGAAAGCCUUACGUUGCCACCUUCACUGCUGACACCUUCCGAGAUCAAAGAGAACCUCGAGCAACAGAGUCGAGCCAAGUUACAAGCAGUCGAUCAUCGAGGUAUCGAGCAUCGCAAUUCUUGGUAUGGCUCCGUGCAAAACUAUCAGGAAAAGCGAGAGGCGAUCAGCAAUUGGAGACAGCCCAUCAAAGAGCCACUCAAUCUGGAAGAAGAGUCUAGCGAACGACCUAAACCUACAAGAUACAACUCCGAUGACAGUUUCGGUAUGUUUCCAUCUCUGUCGUCUCGAGAUGCUUCAGGGCCUGCUUCUUCGGUUGCUAGCAGAUCGGACCUCAUGGAGGCUGUACAGGAAAAUCUUCGAUCAGAAGGUUCAUAUGGUUCGAUGAACUUGGGAAGUAGCUCAUCUUCUGAGCCUAUACUCGGUCGAAGCUACCAAGCUAGACAGAAUAUUGCAGAAGAUCAGAGUCAAGGAAGCGUGGCUGUAUCUUCUUCAGAAAGUGAUCAUGAAGGCGCGGUCGUAGUUCCAGCUCCAAAAGAGAACAAAGAUGCUCCGACGAGGGACAUACCUCGAGAUAUGCAAACUCUAGCUUUGAACAACCAGCAGAGCUUCACCUCCGAAGCUGAUGCCUUCCCUAGUCAGCGGAAGCCUUCUGAGGAUGUUGAAAACAUGGAAGCUAGUGGCACCAUCGUUCCGCAUCGCCAUUCAAGGCAGCUAGGACGAUCCAGAGAAGGAUCUAUAACCAAGCCAACAGCCCUCGCGCAUAAUUCAGGAAGUGCACCAGCAGUAAUGCCAUCGAAGAAUGCUUCUGUUGACUCGACCAAGACGCCCUUCAUCACAGCCGACUUCUUAGCCUCUGAUUACAACAUCGAUGCCGAGAAGAACAAACCAUUCCGCGUAAUAGAUAUGCUAAACCACUUACUCGACUAUCAUACCAGGAAAGUGCCCGAUGCACAGGCAGCGACUAACUUCAUCUUCAUGUUGACGCCAUUGCUUCCUGAGACUCAUGCACUCCCACAGGCAAAUGUCGACGCGACCAUCGCCGUAUACAGCGAGUACUUCACUGCCAUGGGCUACAGCGACAUGGAGAUCUAUAGUCUGUUUUCGACUUCGUUUGAACAUCUCAUCAAGGCAGGACUGCAACCGCUCCAAGCAGAAAGCAUCAUCAGCACCUAUCACAGCCAGCUGCAACACCUUGGUCUGUUCAGCAAUGCCGCCUACCUGCGCCGCGUCAGCUAUCCAAUGUACCCAUCAGUUUAUGAAACUGGGCUAAAGGAUACUCAAGUCAGCUUCAUGUGCGGCACCUGCAAAAAACCUAUCAACACUCCUAACAAGAUGCGUUGUGAAAACUGUACGCAGCGUCAGGAUCCAUGUCCGAUCUGCUGGUGUGAUACAAGUCCAUUCGAGGCUCCUGCCAAAAUUAAGACGCGAGCUGGAGGCAACAGAACGUCCAUUGUCGAGCCUCCCACUCGACCAACAACACGUGCCGGAAACGACGACGACGAGACUCAACAAGUCGAGACCGAAGCUGCGCAGGUACAGAAGAACACGUUGUACUCUACUUGCUUGCUGUGCAAUCACUCAGCUCACGCGGCUUGUCUGCGUACCUGGCACUCCCAACCUCCAUCCCACAUCGAUGUUUCUCCGACUUCUGUAUCAAUUUCUGAAGGCGCUUGUCCUACUCCUGGUUGUUUCUGCGCAUGCACACCAGGACCCCGACGGAAUGAGUUGUUGGACACUGUCGAGCGAAGGGAGCGAGAGAAGAGUGUACGUGACGAUGACUGGGUUGUGGCAGAAUCGAGAGCUGCGCAGACGGCUGCUACGUUGGCGGGCGGCAGGAGCAAGAGUGGAUUAGGUGUGACGACACCGAGUGAAGAGGUUGGUAGUGGUAGACGAGAGAGGAGGAGCGUGGGUUUCAAGAAGGGAUAA
Aureobasidium musti is the source of this 4068-nucleotide messenger RNA. NCBI's taxonomy places the organism in Eukaryota, Fungi, Ascomycota, Dothideomycetes, Dothideales, Saccotheciaceae. The record is from the annotation of a GenBank genome assembly.